Molecule: messenger RNA, 728 nt
Organism: Brassica napus (rape)
Lineage: Eukaryota; Viridiplantae; Streptophyta; Magnoliopsida; Brassicales; Brassicaceae
Product: VQ motif-containing protein 29-like
Exons: 1
Coding region: 175-591 (138 amino acids)
Source: RefSeq, a predicted model, not a curated record
GCAAAAGAAGAUCAGAAAACGCUUGACCCACGCUUAAAAAGGUUUGACAUAUAUACGCGCAUACACACACACAUAUAUAUAAAUAUAUGUACACACAAGCCAUCAAGAUCACAAACACUUAUCUUCAAAUCCUGAUCAAAUCUUUGUCUUGUAAACACAGAAAGUUCUUAAGCAAUGGAAGCUACUUCACAGCCUUGUUUCUCUCAUAAUUACCGUAGAUCAUCUGAAAACUACAACUCAUCGCUCCAUUCGACACGAAAGCAACCAGCAAAGCCAUGGAAAAGACCCGUAACAGCUUCGCUUCAACGAAUGCAUCCCAGAGUUUACCGAGUCGAGCCUGUGAACUUCAAAGAGUUGGUUCAGAGUCUAACCGGCGCACCACAAGAUCAUGAGAGAGAUCAGAUGCAUCAAGUUGAAACUAAGCCACUACUCAAGAUGCAACACGGUCUAGUUGAGGUUAGGCAGCCACUCAAGAUUUUCCAUGAAACAACAACUCAAGAGAACCCAGUGGCGUUUGAUCUGUCUCCUUCAUCAUCUCGUUUUUGGGAAGCUUUCCCUCUUCUCAGUCCUGCGAAUCUAUCAAGAUGGUAGGAAAAAAGAAAACGAAAAAGCUUUCAUUGAUUGCAAUUCUUGAAAUUUAUCGCUAGAAAGAUGUAUGUAUACGAAGAGAGAACACUUGUUACUGUUACAUUACAAAACAUCUGUUUUUAUGAAUCUUUUUCGCGCUC